This is a messenger RNA of Hymenoscyphus albidus, 2417 nucleotides long. The record is from the annotation of a GenBank genome assembly. Lineage: Eukaryota; Fungi; Ascomycota; Leotiomycetes; Helotiales; Helotiaceae.
AUGUCGAGUCCGAAUCCUUGGAUUUACGAACCAGAGACGGGUCGAUGGUACAUGAACUAUAAGGACGAAUGUAAUGACGCCACAGCAAAACACCCCUUGAAAGCAAAUGCUAAUUUGGAGAAAAAGAUGGACGAAAUAUUCGACAAUAUGAGCAGCAAGCAUUGCAGACAAGUUCCAAUUCCUCGUAAGGGUUUUAGCAUGCCACGAACUGCAAAAGCAUACAUUGAUCCAAGAUUCUUUCUAGGUAUCCGAAUCCGACGGUGCCCAGAACAACAGGCACAGUACCCUAUUUCUCCAGUUCAUCGAGACGUUCUUCAAGCAAAGCCCCCCACAGACGUGGCUCAGAAUCGACUCGCGAUGUCUAUCAAGAUCCAGUACAGACCCAACCACCCCGAACUUCUUCCUAUGACAAGCAUCCAAAGCAAUAUCACAGUGCAGGGGGUUAUGGGCAAACUCAAGAUACCAGGUCCUCUCAAGUGACUGGGUACACUUCGUACCUUGGCGGGUAUGAUCAAAACAUUAGUGGCCGGCAAGAUGUCCCAAAUGAUGGCUCGUCCUCUUCUUCUGGGCCAAUUGAUGCUCCUAGCAUAUCCAUUGCCAGCAGAAUGAACUCAUUGUCUCUGGAUGACCAUGACAAAACGAGGUCUGGUUAUGGAUACCCUGUACCUCUGGUUUCCGGUCCAUACACCACCACCUCUUCCUCAACGACUGCUGGAUUCACUGCGCGGGGGGCUGAUACUACACAGGCAAACACGAAUUACUCUGCUCGAGCCUCAUGCGAAUACGGAGCUCAGGAUGCGGCCGUAAAUUCUCCCCAAGAACAGACUGAAAGCCAGAGCGACACCCACCGACUUGUUACUGGUACGCCUGGAGAUGCAGAAAAGCUUGAUCCGAGAUACCAAGUACGAAACCAUGAUUAUAAAAAGUUUUUCAAGCCUGGAAGAGUUUUCAGCACACUGUGGACUGUGCCAGCUUCUGGGAUGACCAACAAAAACGAAACCUUUAUCAGUGUUGUCAAAUAUGGCGAGAAGGUUCACACCAAGAUUCGGCGUUUUGUUGUGGUCACUUUCAAACAGAGUAAUAAACGUUGUAACUGUUUACCAGUGACAUCUUAUGAAGGCCGUGGUUAUAAGAAGCCCGAUAUAGUGAGUAACAUAUAUUUCUAGUCUCAUUCACAGUGACUCAAAGGGUUUUCUGUCCCAUGCUGUGACAAACUUAUAUUAUUUCUAUUAAGAGUGCUAAUACACCUUCUUUUGCAGGAUACGGAAGAGCAUGGUCCGAUAUUCAGCACGAAAAAGCCCCCUAGGACAGAAACAGGCGUCACAAAAAAACCACUGAGGGUGAUACUCUCCAAGAACGCAGACCCUCUGAAAGAUCCAUCUCUUGUCAAUUACGGCUGUAUCUAUACAGUGGAGACAAACGUGAAAGUCAUGGAUGUAGGAGUGCUGGACUCAGAUUCGUUAGAAUACCUCCAGGAGUAUUACGCAGAAGUCAAUUUCUCUACUUCACGCUCAGCAGCAGAUACCGGUAUCCAGCAAAAAGAGCAGUAUCUUACCGGAGUUGGGUCUUCCUUUGGAGCAACUAGUCAGACAUCUCACAAUCAAGUGGACUCAACGACAACCACUAAACGUGACCGAACUGUUUCAUUCAGCGAUCCGCCGAGUAAUUCCAGCAGUACUAGUGAUACCUAUAGAGUUCCGAUUGGCCAUACAACAAGCCAGAUUGGAUAUGGCAGUACCCCUCAUAACGCACAAUUGCGACCUGAAUCAACUUCAAUGACUUCGAGCUCAACAUAUCCGCUUCCUUCUAAUGUUCAAUAUGGUAUCACUCCACACACUUCCACUGAUAAUCGGUAUUCGACCACUAAUAACCCAUCGGCAACAGUCACGUAUUCUUCAACGGCAGGACUGGGAAGUAAUCCAAGAUUCUCUCCCACGAGCGAAACUUCUGGGUACAAUUAUACCACCCAACCUCAAAGCAAUUCUAAUGUUUCUACCACGCCUCAUUCGAGAAGCGGCUAUGGGGAUAAUAGAACCUCCUACCAGUCAAUGGGGACCAACCCGUCUUCAUAUCAAAUGGUUCCCCAAUCAACUGGGCAAGGCUAUUCGACAUCUUACUCCACAAAUCCUCGGUCACCCGCAGGCGACUCUACAUAUUCUUAUAGUCUGUCUCCUCCUGCUGGCUCCGGUUCUUAUUCAUCACGAGUCCCACCACCUCAGUAUUCCUAUGGAGACUCUGUCUACGCCAGAAAUGAAGAUGACGAGGAUAUUGAGCUUCCUACACGUGGUGAAAUAGAAGCAUCCAGACAACACCGGUCUCGUCGUGAGAGCGUGAGCAGACCAUCACGGCAUGACAAAGGUGGCAGCAGUCGACACCACGAUCGGAGUGAUCGAGAUAGGAAGGAACGGAAGAAAUGA